AUGAGAUUUCUAUUCUAUAUUUUCUCACUCUUUCUUUCUUUCUUUCUUUCUUUCUUUCUUUCUUUCUUUCUCAUCAUUAAUUUUUCUUUCAUUAUCGUUGUUACACUUAAGUUUACCCGUUCUUUCAUUUCUUACUUCUUUCUUUCUUUUUCCUUUAUUAUUAUUCUUUAUCUUACGGUUACCCGUUUUUCUUUCCUUCUUUCUUUCUUUCUAACCAUUAAUUUUCUUUCUUUCUUUCUUUCUUUCUUUCUUUCUUUCUUUCUUUCUUUCUUUCUUUCUUUUGGUAACAGGCCAGGCCAUUUUCCGACUAUAUUGAUUAUGUCUUUCAUUGUCUUAAUUCUUUCGUUUAUUUAUUUAUUUAUUUGUUUGUCUAUUUAUAUGUUUGUUUGUUUAUUUAUUUAUUUAUUUUCCCGACAUUCAUUUAUUCGUUCUUUCUUUCUCCCCAUUAAUUAUAUUCUUUUCGUUCUCUACAAUCAUUUUUGCUGCUUUCUUUUCUUGAAAUUCAUUUUAUUUAUUUAUUUUUUUUAUUUCUCAUCAUUUAUUUCCUUUCUUUCGUUCUCACCGUUUAUUCUCUUACUUUUUCUUUCUUUUUCUUUCUUUCUUACAUAUUCUUUCUUUCGUUCUACCUAUUCAUUUUCUUUCAUUCUUUCUUUCUCUACAUUCAUUUUCUUUCUUUCUUACUCUAUUUUCUUUAUUUCGUUCUUCUAUCUAUCUAUCUAUCUAUCUAUCUAUCUAUCUAUCUAUCUAUCUAUCUAUCUUUCUUUCUUUCUUUCUUUUGAUAACAGGGCAGGCAAUUUUCCGACUAUACCGAUUAUGUCUUUCACUGUCUUAAUUCUUUCGUUCCGCCUCUUCAUUUUCUUUCUUUCUUUCUUUCUUUCUUUCUUUCUUUCUUUCUUUCUUUCUUUCUUUUCUCUACAUUCAUUUUCUUUCAUUCUUUCUUUGUCUCCUUUCAUUUUCUUUCUUUCUUUCUUUCUUUCUUUCUUUCUUUCUUUCUUUCUUUCUUCCCCUUGCUUUUAUUUCCUUUUCUAUCAACAGGCCAUAGAACAGGCCGAUUAUAUCAACUUUAUUUAUAUAUUGAUUUCUACUACUUAUGUGGUCGAUGGCUCUCCACUGACACCUGCUUUCAUUUGA
Molecule: messenger RNA, 1131 nt
Organism: Acanthosepion pharaonis
Lineage: Eukaryota; Metazoa; Mollusca; Cephalopoda; Sepiida; Sepiidae
Source: the annotation of a GenBank genome assembly